This is a messenger RNA of Lactuca sativa (garden lettuce), 1317 nucleotides long. The record is from RefSeq and is a predicted model, not a curated record. Lineage: Eukaryota; Viridiplantae; Streptophyta; Magnoliopsida; Asterales; Asteraceae.
CGUGUAGAGUCUUAAAAUUGUAAAAUCAUAAAUCAAAAUCUGAGAUUUUAACCAUGUAACUUCAAAACCCUUAGGGUUCGAUAAUUCACAGAUCACCUUCCACCUUAGUGCCACCAUAUCCGCCUUCGAAGCUCACCGCAUAACCUCCGUCGACUAACGCACUAACGUCGAAUUUUUCAAAGCUCGCCUCCAACUUCUACAGCCUGAUUUGUGAGUUCUAAUCUUCUAAUUUCUGCUCAAGUUUAUUUCUUUUGCAACCCCAUCGAAUGAGUAUGAUAUUUCAGGAUUCGAUUAUCGUUAGUAAUAACGUGUAAUUCUUCCCAAAAUUAAAUGGAGUUAUAUGUACAUGUUUACAGAAUGCAAGCUCAAAUCCUCUAAAUCGGUGGUCAUGUUUUCCCAAUUAGGAUUUCUAUUUUGAGUACAUUUGAAUAUCGCACCACUUCAUGAAUCCUAUAACGUUGAAAUCAAUUGAUUCUAAAUAUGUUAUUUUGCCUAAUCCCCAUUGCUCUUUUAACAUUUAUCAAUUACAGUAUAUGUUUGCUGUUUGUUUGUUCAAGCAUGAAGGAUAAAUUAAAUGUCUUCCUUCUAUCAUGAUCCAACAACUGCUUGUAGAACACAAUCCACAUGUCAUGAAGGAGAUAUAGCUUGGAAUCAUGCAAGUGAAGUUCUAUCCAUGGAUGAAAAUUUGGAAAAUGACAUUGAAAAGACAGAAACACCUUCAGAAAAUCAUCAAGAACCAUGUGAAGGUAUGCUAUUUGAAUCAGAAGAAGCAGCAAGAACAUUUUAUGAUGAGUAUGCAACCCGGGUUGGUUUCAUUACCCGUGUUUUAUCCUCUCGUAAGUCAGAGAGGGACGGAAGCGUAAUUUCGCGUGGCCUUGGAUGUAGAGGUGAUUCAGAACAUCAUAACAACAAGAAGAACACUAUGAAUAUGAUCCAGAAAAUGAAUAAAAAAAGUCGAGAAAUUUGCACAGCAAUGAUUUUAGUAAAGAGAGAGAAACCUGGGAAUUGGGUUGUUAGAAAAUUUGUGAAGGAACACAAUCAUCCACUUUGUGUUUCAGUUUCUAAAAAACGUGCAACAUUUGAUGAAAAAGACAAGAGAAUUCAAGAACUAAGUGGUGAAUUGCGUGUAAAGAAGCGAUUAAGUGCAUUAUACAGAGAACAACUUCUUGCUUUAAUGAAAGAUGUUGAUGAUCAUAAUGAACAUCUAUCUUCAAAAGUUCAAGUUGUAAGAAAUAAUUUAAAAAAACUUGAAGCAAGGAUUGUAUAAUUGUAAGUAUUUAUUAUAUCUAAAUUUCCCAUGGUGCCCUUUUGAGGAUA